Gigantopelta aegis is the source of this 3293-nucleotide messenger RNA. RefSeq lists its product as uncharacterized. NCBI's taxonomy places the organism in Eukaryota, Metazoa, Mollusca, Gastropoda, Neomphalida, Peltospiridae. Bases 33 to 509 code for a protein of 158 amino acids. The transcript has 4 exons. The record is from RefSeq and is a predicted model, not a curated record.
UACAGUUCCGUGAAGGAAGUAUCGAUGCCAUUAUGACUUUCAAAGACAAAAAUGAAAUGUCAUUACAGCUCGCUGUUGUCCCAGACAUUAUCACUCGAAAGAUAAGGAACAAUGAGCUGGCCUUGCAGUGGGAUGGAGAAGACUGGCUGGCCGAUAAGGAUGAGAUUGUGGUGGAGGCCACGUUUGAGGCUUUCAUAACAGAACAGCCGGAAGAACCAGAGGAACCGGAGAAGAAGGGUCCUAGUCUGGUUGUCAUCAUCAUCCUCGUCGUGGUCUGCUGUGUGGUGGGAUGUCUCGUCCUCAUUGCACUCGUCUAUUGUUUCUGUCGACGGAAACAAUCAAGCUUCAGCACCCAGUCUUCCAAUGACCAUCUGUAUGAGAGCAAUCUGAAGCAACCACCAUCACUUGCAGCCACUAAUGCAAUGUACGGAUUACCCCCCAAACUGGAUAUCAACUACAUGCCUUAUGUUGUGGAAGAUGACAGCAAGUUCAUCAAAGAAAAACUGUAGAUGUGUGGAAUACUACAACAAACACACAACAUACUAUUCCGUAAUGUGUGGAAUCUAAAACAAACACAACACACUAUUUUGUAAUGUGUGGAAUCUAAAACAAACACAACACACUAUUUUAUAAUAUGUGGAAUCUAAAACAAACACAACACACUAUUUUAUAAUGUGUGGAAUCUAACAACACACUGUUUUCAUAAUGUGCUAUCUAAAACACAACACACUAUUUCAUAAUGUGUGGAAUUUAAAACAAACACAACACACUAUUUCAUAAUGUGUGGAAUCUAAAGCAAACACAACACACUAUUUCAUAAUAUGUGGAAUCAAAAUCAAACAAAGUACACUAUUUCAUAAUGUGUGGAAUCUAAAGCAAACACAACACACUAUUUCGUAAUAUGUGGAAUGAAAACACAAGCUACUUUAUACAUACCAAUAACAUUUUUAGAGAUUUACCAGAACAUCUAUGUAAAUCUGUGAAAUCCUGAGACUUCUGAAUUUCCUUCAAUCACCAAAUGCUGUAUCAGUAAGAUUAGCUGUGAUCUACAAGUAUAUUUUGUUACUAAGCAUGAAUAAAGACAUAUAUAAACAUUAAGUCAAGAUGUGUGGUAGACCUCUCGGUGCAUAGUAAAAUUAUUACAAUAUCUCUUUAAAUGUUUAUUGGCUUUUUAUGAUUUGGUUUGUUCCAAACUUAGUUUGACCCUGAUGUUUGUCAGAUUAAUUUUAUAUUAAUUAUGUCUAAUUGUUACACGAUCACAAAAUCCAUAUACAAGAAAUGUUGCAUAUUAUAUUAUUUUGUCUGUACAGUAAGACAAGCUUUCUCAUACAGCAUAAAUAAAUAUAUCAUCUGUACGUUCAGAGUAUGAGUACUUAUAUACAUAAUUUAAAGUUAUGUCUUUGAUAUCGUGAUGAGAAUAUUACUUCUGUCAAUUAAGUACAUGUGACUAAUAUACAUAAUUAUAUUCCGUCUUCUGAAAACUGGUUCCAUUAUGUACAACCAAUUUGUCAUUUCACAUUUUAAUUUAAAUCCUUAUUCUGGUAUAACCAACAUGUACCUUCAUGAAAUUAGAAAGCUUGCCAUAAUUUAAAGUCGUUCUGAGUUUGUUGCUACUGUAAAAAAAAUUGCCAAUAGUGUUUUUUAAUUGUUAAAAUCACAAAAUGUUGGGGGUUUUCGUGCUUACAAUAUGAAUCUCUGUGUACAUGUUUUUCUUCUGAUUUGUAGUACAUGUACAAUAUGAAUUUGUGAUCACAAUAAUUUUAUAGCUAUUUUUUUAUUUUUUAUUAACCAUGAUUUAAAACUGAAAUGACUCGAGUCCAAGGGAAUCCCUUUAAUGGCUAAGAACUCAGUAUGUCCUUUAAUGUAUGGUUGUUAUGUCUAGCGUAGAUAGCUUAAUAGUGCUAGUUGCUAAUAAGGUCACCGUAGACAGUUUUUACGUGUCUACUAACAUCUCUGCUCAUUGUAUACCUGUGCAUAUUCUAGAUGUUUUUUUAUAAUGUUUUGAUACUGUGUAUUUUUAUAUCCAAUUUUAUGUGUAUGUAUUUUUCAACCUUUCUCACAUUUUAAAAAAUAUUUUAUUAAACCACCUGUGAUAAUAAUUAUUUUGAUUGGGAAAACAUAAUUUAAACAUGAUUAAUUGUAAGAAUCAAAAACAUUGUAGAAUAUAGCAUUUGGCUUGUAACCGUUAUGUUUGGUAAGCUCUUGUUGGAGUUAGUGAUUGUGUUAAUGUCCAGCAAGACACCUUCUUGAUAGAUCUGUGUUCUGAACACAUCAAAGGUUUUAUAUAGUAUGUGUAAUAAUGCCAGUCUGUUCUUCAUGAGGAAUGGAUACCUAAGUUUGAUGACAGAGGCUUUUAUUAGCAAUGUAUUCCUUGGGAGACAAGAUCACACUGGGCUGACAAUUAGAAUUGAUUACGUCUAUAGUCAGGAUUUUAAUUUUUUUUUAAACUUUAAAAAACAUGUUUCAAUUUUUUUUAAAUAUGAAAAAUCCAAAUAUUUUUUUUUAUAAUUAUUAUAUUAUUGUAACAUGGCAUAACUCGUAUUACAUAGUUUACCAACAAAAAGAAAAGAAAAAAGGAAAAGAAAAACCUACAUUAAAAGAAAAAGAAAGAAAAUAUGAAAUUGUGGACUCAAUUUUUUUUAAAACCUACAUUAAAAUAAAAAGAAAGAAGAUAUGAAAUAGAGAACUAGUGUCAGCUUUUCAUAUAGUGGACAUAACUAAUUCUGGUUAUCGGCCCUUGACAAAUAGAUAUAUGUAGAUGUGUACCCGUUAAGGCAGCCUGUACCUAGGAUGCGUUCUAUGUUGCUGGUCGAUAUACCUACCCUACCUUUAAUAGCACACACAAAACACAGUUACGGCAGUGGUUAUUCUUUCAGAGCAAGUAGGCCAGGUAAGUAGGGAACUUGGCAAUUUGGAAACAUCAAAAAAAAAGAAGAAGAAGAAGAGUAAAUUAUAACACAUUUAAAGAUAAAAUGUUGAGGAAUUUAUAAUAUUGAAAUCAUUAUCAGCUUGUGUUGCUGUUGUGCCGUAUAAUAUUAAAACAAACUCCUGUAAUAUUACAAUACUCAUUUCAGUUUAUUUUUAUUUUGUAUAUUAAAAUUAACAUGUUGCAUGCUGGUACAUGUAGAUGGUAUUUGAAAUGGUUGCCCCUUUGAGAGACAUGCUGAUGAUUUUGUACUUAACUUUUGUAUUUUUACUUUUUUUUCCAUUGUUUUUUACUGACAUGGCUCAAUAAUGGUACUUAAUGCAUUCCUUUUUGUAUUCUUGCUUAUAAUAAACAGAGUAAAUACAAA